UUGUUCAUCUAUCCGCACCCUAUCUUUGCCUCGCUUUUCCUUUCUGCUUUCCUCGCACGCCUCCGCCACUCACAUAACACCAACAAAGCGACGGAAAAGAAAUCGAGGGUGCAAAGAAUGGCGGCGACAUUGCCUGGACACUUGGCGGUUUGCUUCGGAAGGACUUAUUCUUCUCUUCCCCCUCCGUCUUCUGCGGCCAAGCUUAGGGUUUCCAUGACCGUCUCCGGGAUUGCGUCUUCUGUGUCGAGGCCGACUUCGAUGCGAGCAUUACGCUUCGGGAGGUCCCAGUUGGUCGGCUCCCCCAUUGUCACCCCCGCCGUCGUCACUUCCCGACCCUCUCUCCCUCUUCCUACGGCUCGGGUUCACCCCGUUGUUGCCCGCCGGGUGUGCCCGUUCACUGGGAAGAAGGCAAACAGGGCUAAUAAAGUCUCGUUCUCGAACCACAAGACGAAGAAGUUGCAGUUUGUUAACUUACAGUACAAGAGGGUCUGGUGGGAAGCUGGAAAGCGAUACGUGAAGCUGCGGUUGUCCACCAAGGCGCUGAAGACCAUCGAGAAGAAUGGCUUGGAUGCUGUUGCUAAGAAGGCUGGAAUCGAUCUCCGAAAAGAAUGAAAGACCAUGUAAUUGUGUUUCCAUCAUCUUUAACUUCAAUUCUCUUGCUCGCAAGGCAUCUAUAUAUCAAAGGAUAAUCUCGCUCUCCGGCCAUUUGCAUUUCA
This is a messenger RNA of Musa acuminata AAA Group (dessert banana), 716 nucleotides long. RefSeq names its product large ribosomal subunit protein bL28c. Gene Ontology annotation, molecular function: structural constituent of ribosome. NCBI's taxonomy places the organism in Eukaryota, Viridiplantae, Streptophyta, Magnoliopsida, Zingiberales, Musaceae. Gene Ontology annotation, biological process: translation. The transcript has 2 exons. Bases 118 to 612 code for a protein of 164 amino acids. Gene Ontology annotation, cellular component: ribosome. The record is from RefSeq and is a predicted model, not a curated record.